AUGGACUUCGAUGUCGAAUACGAAAGGUAUGUUCCGAAGAGUUUCCCCAAAGACUUGAUCCAACAGGCAGUCAAUUAUAAGCCUAUGGAUAACGACGUGUUUAUCGUCUCGUAUCCCAAAUGUGGCACAACUUGGACUCAACAGAUCCUAUACCUACUGCUCAACGAUGGUGUUCCGCCUAAUAAGACAAUCCUAUUCAGCAAAUCCAUACCAUUCCUCGAGUUAUGCGCACCGGAAGCGCCCCGGGAUAGGGAUCGGCACCUCAUUAGGGGUUUCAAGACACACCUACCGUCCCAUUUAGCGCCGUACGACAAGUGCGCGAAAUACAUAUAUUGCGACUUCCCUCUACUCCCGUGCCAUGACUUCAAUGGGUUCUUCAAAUUAUUCAUGAGUGGACAGACAGGUUAUGGCGAUUAUUUUGAUCACCUAAUGGGUUGGUAUGAACGGCACCGACACUCAGAUAAUGUACUUAUCGUACACUUCGAGGACCUGAAGGCAGAUCUCGAGGCGGAAGUGAAACGAAUCGCGCGAUUCAUAAGCGAUGACUCGUAUGAGAGACUCGUUUCUCAUAAAACUUUCGCCGAAAAUGUGUUAAAGUUUUCGACAUUUGAUUUCAUGAAGACGUCGACCAAUGAACACAUGAAACAGUUCUUUGAGAUGAGUGUCAACGACAUGGAAAGAGAUGACCAGAUAUUGGAUGGAUUUAAGGACGCGUUUCGCGGUAUUAAGACCGAGAAGACGGUUAAUAUCGCACCGGAAGUCAAUCACAUUCGUAAGGGAAUUGUCGGUGACUUUAGGACACACUUUACUGCCCAACAAAAUAAGGCAAUGAAUGAUAAGAUUUGA
Oppiella nova is the source of this 846-nucleotide messenger RNA. NCBI's taxonomy places the organism in Eukaryota, Metazoa, Arthropoda, Arachnida, Sarcoptiformes, Oppiidae. The record is from the annotation of a GenBank genome assembly.